UGGCAACGAGUUCCACAGUUGAGCAGUUCAGCAACCCUAAUAAUAAAGUAAGCUCCCAGUUUAACGAUUCUAAGCUCAGUCAAGUUUUCACUUAAGAAAUCGACUUUUCAGUUAAGAAUUUUAACUUUUGGAAAUCGAUUUUCGAAUUUGAAUUUUCACUUUUAAUGGCCACUCUCAGCCACCGUACAGAUCAUGGUCCCAGCCACCUUUCUCUCUCUUACUGUUCCUGCUCGUAAGGGUGUCCGGGUUUUAUACCAGCUGCUCGAAUGAGAGCGUCAAAGGGUCUCUCUGAUAUAUCUCGAGUAAGUUGGUGCGAGCCGCGAAAGACUUGAAGAAUUAUAUGCCCUCUUGUAGUUGUUCAGACUGUAAUCUUUAUUCCACAAAUCCUUUUGAUUCGUGCAUAUGUGGGCGUUGCAGGCUAAGAAAAGAAUGAGACUGCUUGCAGUCUAGUAGUGGUUGUUUUUUCCCAGUGGUUCGGGCGUCUUUCGUAAGGCGUGUUUACCCGCGAGAUCCCUCCGCGCGCCAACUGGCCACUUCUGCAGUGCAUGGUGGGAUAUUAAAAACCGUGGUGAACUGGGCCCUGUUGUGAAAAAAUGGCGGGCAAAACGUCGUCUCAUGAUAGCACGUUGUUGGAAAUUACCUCAGAGUGGUUUUUGGAUUAUUGUAUUUAUCAGCUAUGGAAGGAAUUCAAAGAGAAACGAUCGUUUUCUGCCUGUUGGAGAGAUGCUAUACAAGAUUUUUUGGAAAAUGGACGAUUUGAUAUAGGAAAAGAACUUUCAAAUAAACUCAGUUGCAUCAGAUUUAUUGUUGGGUUGCUGGAGCAUCGGGAAGACGUGGCUGUUUGUUCAAGUCAGGAAAGUUCAUCUGAUAAGGAAGAUUGCAGCGAACAGAGCAAAAGGCUUCUGAAACCAGACUGUCUGAAGUUUUUCGACAAGGUAGCGGCAAUAUAUCCAUUUUCUGACGUGGAGAAGUCGCAUAUGAGAAACACAUUAAAGUUACAGAUCAUUCUGUCACAUUACAGAUGUGGAGAUACUAAAGGUGCUGAAAAGUUUUACUCACUGCUGUACACUGAAAAAGGAGAUGAUGAGGAGUAUCAGAAUGAUCUCCAGGAGUUAUUUCAGUCUGAAAAUGGUACAUUCAAGGAAAAGUUUUUAAGGAAACACACAUAUGACAAACUUCUAAACCAAGUUCAGAAAUUUUUUACACCAGCAUGGAAAAAGUUUGAAAUUCCGAUCUUAGAAGAGGCUCCUUUUCUGGAGGAUUCAAAUAGAGAAAGACCCAGGAUAGAUGCAAGAACCUUAAGAGCCCUUUACUUUGCAUGGGAUAAGUCAGGUGAGGCAGAGCAAAACUGGACAAGCAUUGUUGAAGAAACUCAUCCUGAUGUUAAAGCUCUGAAGAAAAAGGUCAGCAAGAAGAAUGGCAGAGAUACCACCAGCAACCCAGCAGAAAGAAGUCCUGUGACGAGGCUGCGACAACAGGUUACUAAAAGCAGAGCAGAAACAAGUAGUACUGCAAUGACCAGUGUAUCAGAGGGUAUCCAGCGGUGUGAAGAAGUUAUGCAGAAUUUGAAGACUUCAUCUUCAAAACUCUUCUCUCAUUUGAAAGAUCCAUACUCUAACAUGGUAGCAGGACAAGCUACGCCAAGUGGAGUUUUUGAUAAUGAUGAUGAAGACAGAGACCAAGAUUUCACUGUAAAAAAGUGUUGCAAAACAGUGGUUGCCAUACCUGACAGCCCCAGUGGAAGAAAGGUAGACAAAAAAGGUAAAAGACCCCUGGAAACCAGAUCAACUAGAAGACGAUAUAACGAGGCGCACAGUGAUGCUGAAGAAAUAGAAUGGCAAUCAGAUGACGAGACAGACAAAAUGCCCAAGGCAGUCAAACUGUCCGGCAGCCCAGCUAGACGAAGAUGUCUUAAUAUAAAGCUUCCUAUUGUUCCAGGAAGGAAGAAAUGGAGUGUUGAAGAAACAAAGUGGUUAGAAGAAGGAGUGAGGCUGUACGGCGAGGGAAACUGGGCAAAGAUUCUGAGCAAGUAUAACUUUGUUGGGAGGACAUCAGUUAAUCUAAAGGAUAGGUGGCGCACUUUACAGAAGAACAAAUGAUGCUGGAAAGUACUAGAUGAUAUGGUAACAUAUGAAACUCAUUCUCAUUCAAAGAAAAAUCAAAACUAUGUAUUUGGGUCCGAGCUAAUGUUAAACAGGCCAACAAGUUCUUGUUUUUAGGCAACUCUUUUGUAAACAACUAUACAGAAUGGUUUGUUUGUUGUUGUUUGUGAGAGAAAAUUCUAAUUAUGUUCUCAAAUGGUACCAAAGAAGUUAAGACUAAUCUAAUUACCACUAGAUACUAAAUCUAAAGAAAUACAAUGUGUUAGAACUAGGCAGCUCAACAAUAAUCAGGCUGACUCCUAGCAAUCUUCCUUGUUUGUGACAUAUCUGACAAUAAUGACCAUCUGCCAUUGAGUGAUUACAGUCAAACCUGUAUUUAGUGGAUCUGUUUGGUACAAAUACUAUACUUUUAGCAAUGUCAAGUAUUUUUGACAUAUUUUGAUCGUUUUUUGAACUUAAUGUCAUAUUGAAAAGGAUCUGCUUGAUGACACCUGAAAAUUGUACCCACCCCCCACAAUUUUGUCUGUCAGUUGACCACUCUGGAACUUUUAAUUUUUAUCUGAUUGUGUACAUUUGGGAUGUAACAUAGUUGAUAUUUGUCACUAUUUUUUCCCUUUGUUAAGGUAUUUUUAACUGAAUGAUGACAGACUUGCCUCCAGUUUUGAUAUAUUGUAGAACACUAUAUAAUUUGUACUGAAAUGUUUAUUUGAGCAUGCCUCGAAUAAAAUAAUAUUAAUAUUUAGUAUUUGCAUAAACUAUGUAUAUUUUUGGUUGUCCAGUGACUAUAUUGCAUGUUCUCUGACUUUUCCAGGUUGAAAUAAUUUUAAGUGUUGGAAUUUUAUUGCACAAGACUUUUCUAAACCACUUAUAGUCUAAAGAUCUUUGCAUCUUUUUUGUAUUUUAAUAUUAUAAUUAUUAUUCUAUAUCUACUGAUUAUUAUAGCAGUGAUCAAUCAAGUAGUAUUAAAAAAAGAUUUUUACUAGACUACACUUUAUAUUUAUCAACUGACUUAUACACUUAACACAAUUCAGUCAUGUCUGACAUCAUUAUUGGCAGUUCAAUGAUACUAAUCAUGCAAAACUGGAAAAUUUCUAACAUGUAACUUGACUUUCCUAUUAAGCUGCCUAUAGAAUACCCUGGUAUUUUUCCUCACAUUGGUCAUUCAGCUCAUAAUGUAACACUCUUCUCUAGUGGAAAGAAACAUCAUGUGACAUUCAAAUAAUAUGCCUGCAAAAGAGACUAUGUUACCCCUCAAACAACAGCUACAGCUAGGAUAGAAGUAACUGGUUCAGAAAUAAAUCAAAGCAAGCACACAAAAAUGGGGAUCAAUACUUCCUAACCAAUUCUAUCUUUUUAGCUAAGAAAUAUAUUUUGGAUUAUCCAGUGCUUGCAGCUUUGGAGUUAUUGGCAAUGACUAGAAAUAUGUUUAGAUGGCUGUUGAUUUUCAGUGCUCACUACUCCCAGGCAGUCUUUCAAUAAUAUUGAUGUUUUUUUGUUUUUGUCAAGUAGUGAAAGGUCUUCAGAAAAUCUUCAACUGAUCCUCAUUCAUUAGUCACAUUUCUUUUAUAAGAUAGAUGUAUCUUGGCAUUAGUUACCUUAGUCUUUGUAGUAUCACUGUAUAUUUUUAGCAGUCUUGCAGUAUUAAUUUUGGCAAACCUGUAGGGUAACUCAAAAUACAAAUGACAAGUAGGAAUGAACAGCCAUGAUAUCCACUAAAAUAUCUCAAUAUCUAAUAUCCUACCUGUUUCUUACCUGGAAAAAAAACAUGAAGUGUUUCCUCACAGUUAAGAGGAUAAUUCAAUCAAGAGUACAAUAAACUAUGACAAAGUAUUUACAAUUUUCAAAGUGGAAUUAGGAUGCAAAUUAUGAAAAUAUUAAAUAAUUGAAAAUAUAAAGAAAUGUUAUUUCUCUUUCCACCUGUGUUUGGAAUAUUUUCACAUAUGGCUAAUAAAUGGAUUGCAGGAUAAAAACCAACCAUGGAGAUCUAAUUCCCAGUGACACUAGAUGUGAACAAUGCUGCCACAAGUUUGUCGUUUAACCUAGGGUAUCCUCAGAGCUUGAAUAAUUACAAAAGGAGCUUUGUAUCAAAAAUAUGUUUGAACAAAAAGUGCAAAGACAGAACACUGGGAGAAUUCAGUGUCGUUUUUCUGAUACACAUCUGGGUUGCUCUGCAUUCCUCGUGAAUUAAAGGUCAGUGCCCUUCAGCUUGAGACAAUGAUCAUGGAUGUAGAAACAGGAAAUUUCAUAUCCUUUUUAAGACCCUUUUGUAAUUUAACUAACAGUGCAUUUUGGUACGUAUUUCACUUGGACUUCCUUUAGGGUUUUCCCGGAAAACAGGAGACAUUUCAGAGAAAUGGUGGUAUACCCAGGGGGCUUUGGUAAAUGGGGCCACUGAUUUUCUUAUAAAUUGAUAUUGCCAAACAGUCUUGAUAUUGGUAUGAAAACAGAAGAGAAAGGACAGAGACUAAAAGAACUGAGAAUUGUGUUUUGACAAGACGUCUCCACACAAGUGUAUCACUGUUGAUCAUGACUUUUUCAGAUUUGGGUGGCCCUGAAAAGGGCCGGUGUGUUGUUGUCAUUGUUGUUUUGUCUUGUCUGGGUAUGUUGAGCACUCGUCUUCAAUAUCUUGGUCUUGUUGUCCUCCAACCUCGUGGUCUUUUAGUUUAUGUGUUUUUUGCUGUACUUUAGUCUCUGAAGUCUUCUGUCUUCUUGUCUUUAGUUCAAUUUCUUUCGAAGGAGAUCAGUCCAUUAGCUGGCAUCUCAAACUUCUAUGGGGUACUGGAUUCGGCUGUCAAAGCGGUUUUGUUUCUUCUGUGAGGUGAUAGUCGGUCUUGAGUUGCAGUCCUUGUAAAAGUCCUAUACUAUUUUCGGUUACCUAAGCUGUCGUUGUUUCAGUCCCUAAUAAUCUAUUUCCUAAGUUACAAAAUACGUCUCUCAGACGCCGCAUUUGCCUUACGCAUGCAGGCGCAUCUUAAACCUAAGGAGAUUUCUAGUUUUCUACUUCUCUUUUAAAAAAAUCUAACUCGAUCAAACACGUACAAAUAACCAACAAUUAAAUGAAAAAAGCAAAACGAAUAUUACAGGUCAAUAUUGCCUAAGCGUAGUGAACUAGACACGAUUACAAUUUGAAAAUUGGAACGUAUAUAAAU
Molecule: messenger RNA, 5251 nt
Organism: Orbicella faveolata
Lineage: Eukaryota; Metazoa; Cnidaria; Anthozoa; Scleractinia; Merulinidae
Biological process (GO): protection from non-homologous end joining at telomere
Cellular component (GO): chromosome, telomeric region; nucleus
Molecular function (GO): telomeric repeat DNA binding
Source: RefSeq, a predicted model, not a curated record